AUGGCAUCUUCUCUGCGAAGCCUUGCUGUUACAGCAUGUAGAACCAGUACCCCGCGGGUGACAAUCGCCGGUUCUAGUUGUGCCUCUGGCGUCACGGUGGUUUCAUUAUCUAAACGCCAGUUAUCCUUAGUCGCCGCUCCUCGCCAGCGCGGACCAAAAUUCGUCCAGCGAACAACACGAGGAUUCCACACAUCAACCCCCUCACAGUCAAUCCCCCCACAGUCGACACCGAAAUUUACGUACGGAAUUGCCGCUUCCUUCUCUGCGAAAGACCACAAAUACAAUCCCAACAGAAACAUCUUCAACUUCGACCCAUAUAACCACAUCCGCGCCAGACGAAAAAACAAGAAAACCCGGCCAGGCAGCGGGCAAGAUGCCUUCUUCGUCAGCAGAGUUGGGGAAACCUCUGACGUUGCUUUUGGCGUGGCAGAUGGUGUAGGAGGCUGGAUGAAUUCGGGGGUGGACCCCGCGGAUUUCUCUCAUGGAUUAUGCGAUUACGCAGCUCAUGCAGCAUACACACAUCGACCAGAAGAAUGGGAAACUCCCCUCAAUGCGCGGAGUCUAAUGCAACGUGGCUACGAAGAUAUAUGUAACGAUGAGACGGUCCGGGCUGGGGGGAGUACGGCCUGUGUGGCUAUUGCGAGGGGCACUGGACAGCUUGAGGUUGCCAACCUAGGGGACUCUGGUUUCGUACAGUUGAGGCUCAAUGCAGUACAUGAUUACUCGGAGCCUCAGACCCACGCAUUCAAUACGCCAUAUCAACUAUCCAUCGUCCCCAAAAAGAUUCUGGCUCAGGUAGCUGCAUUCGGAGGCACCCAGCUUUGCGAUUUCCCCAAAGAUGCCAAUGUUUCGCAGCAUGCAUUGCGGCAUGGCGACGUAUUGGUUUUCGCAACUGAUGGAGUAUGGGAUAAUUUGUCACGGCACGAGAUCUUGAAGAUUGUGUCCAAGAUAAUGAUUGGGGCCAACGCAUGGGUACAUACGGAAAAUGGUAUAGGCGUGGGAACAGAUCUACAUAAUUUCACCAUGCCUGAUGACGGCAAGGACGCCACGGAAGAUAUACCCAGCUUACAAAGCUUUCUGGCUGUGGGCAUUACCAACGAGGCCAAGGCGGCAAGCAUGAAUACGAAACUUGAUGGACCAUUUGCGAGGGAGGUCCAACGGGAGUUCCCGUAUGAAAAAUGGCAGGGUGGGAAGGUCGACGAUAUUUGUGUUGUGGUGGCGAUUGCUUGCGAAGAGAAGAAGUGA
This is a messenger RNA of Venustampulla echinocandica, 1245 nucleotides long. RefSeq names its product Protein serine phosphatase 2C. The record is from RefSeq and is a predicted model, not a curated record. Bases 1 to 1245 code for a protein of 414 amino acids. The transcript has a single exon. NCBI's taxonomy places the organism in Eukaryota, Fungi, Ascomycota, Leotiomycetes, Helotiales, Pleuroascaceae.